This is a messenger RNA of Fomitopsis serialis, 2376 nucleotides long. RefSeq lists its product as uncharacterized. Gene Ontology annotation, molecular function: RNA polymerase II complex binding; mRNA binding. The transcript is spliced from 7 exons. Bases 253 to 2253 code for a protein of 666 amino acids. Gene Ontology annotation, biological process: termination of RNA polymerase II transcription. Lineage: Eukaryota; Fungi; Basidiomycota; Agaricomycetes; Polyporales; Fomitopsidaceae. Gene Ontology annotation, cellular component: cytoplasm; mRNA cleavage factor complex. The record is from RefSeq and is a predicted model, not a curated record.
CUUGACCACCGACCACCACCUGCUGUGAGUGCCCUCGCGCACCAGAUUCCUUUGCGUCCCGUUGCAAGCAAGCUGUGUGAGACACAGUCAGAGAACUAGCUUGCUCCAUUCUUCGAACAAGGCGACCCCUACUGCCGUCUACCCGCAUACCGCCUUGUCGCGGCAUACAGGCCAACGCCUCUGAGGAUCGACCCACCAUCGCUCUCGCGCGCAUCAGUCAAGGACCCCGGUUUCUGGUUUACUAUUCCCUCCAUGUCUCUGUUUCCACUGCCUCAGAGUCAGGGAUAUGGCGCGGCGGCUUACCAGCCUCCGGGCUUUGCGCAGCCUCCGAUGUAUGCGCCCCCCGCAUUCAGCUAUGCUCCUCCCGCGCAGCCUAUGUUCCACGUCGAUCCAACUAGCUUUCGACGUGAUUAUAGCACGCGUUUGGCUGAGCUAACCGUCAAUUCCAGACCCAUUAUCCAGACCCUCUCCAUGAUCGCUCAGGAUUAUACUCGGUUCGCGGACAUCGUCGUGCAGUGUAUCGAGAGCCAUAUUCGCAGGGUGCCGCAGUGGAUGAAGCUUCCCGCCUUCUAUCUUCUUGACGCGAUCUCCAAGAAUGUGUACAACCCGUACGCCAACUCUUUCGCGCCUCUGGUUGUCAGACUCUUCCUCGACACAUAUGAGCAAGUUGACCAGAGCACUCGCAGCAAGAUGGAGGAGAUGCUGUUGACCUGGAGGACAGGCUCCCCGAAUGGAAGAGAACUCUUUGGCGUCGUUCCACAGCUUGCCAUCGAGCGUCAGAUCUGGGGCGGCGAGUCAACGCAGAGUGCUUCUUCGAGUCGCAUCGGCGCGUCACCAUCUGUAUCCGCUGCCCAGGUCCUAAGUGAACUUGAAUUCGUGCUAAAUCAGAAGGAGCGUGCAUUGCAGGUCAACCCGUACGACAAGGCCAGUCAAAGUCACGUCGCUGUUUUACAGCAGUUACGCAAACUCGUGCAAGCUGGUGUUUCGCAAGCAGAGCUCUCCCAAAUCCUUAAUCAAUUACAUACGCUUGCGCAACCUGCGCCCGCGCCCGCUCCCACCCCAAUUCCUCCGCCGCCAGUAGCGGCUCGUCCAUCAUAUUCCGCGCAGCAGUCUUCCUAUCCGCCCCCUCCGCCAGGUGUCCUUGCUUCUAUGUCGCCGCCGCCGUACAGAUCUCAGUCUGCCUACCCACCGCCUCCCCCUCCGCCCUCGUACGGUGUUCCUAAGUCAGAGCCGAUCGAUCUGUCGAGCUUCUUGUCCGCUGUCCAACCGCCACCUGCGUCUAUGUCGUCUUCACAUACAGCACCGCCACCGCCACCGGCUGCUGCGCCUACGAACAACAUUUCAGACCUCUUCAACGCGUUGGUCAAGGCAGGUGUCGUCUCAACGAAUGGAACACCGACCGGGGCUGGUGCGACUGCCAAGGCGGAGGAGUUGUCGAAACCUUUCGAUCUCGUAAAGGACGCUGCAAGACACUACAGGAAAACGAUACUCAAGCAUAAAAUUAAGUUGACCUCUGCGGACAUUACAAAGCAACGUUCACACAUCGUCGAGCUUAUGUAUGACCGCCUGCCUGUACAAUGCAAGCAAUGUGGCGUUCGUUUCCCCGACGGCCCAGCGGCAAAGAAAACGAUGGAUGAUCAUCUGGACAUGCACUUCAGGCAGAAUCGAAAGGCGGGUCAGGCAGUUAGCCGCGGUCACAGUCGUAGUUGGUUCGUUUCGGUUGAGGACUGGAUACACGAUGGCUAUAUUGAUGUCAAAGGCAAGGGUCGUGCGGAUGGCCGUAAGAUUAGUUCGAGUGCUGCAGCAGCCGCAGAAGCGGCGAAGCGUGAGGCUGAGCUACGAGCCCUCUAUGUCGUUGUGCCGCCUGGUGACGAGGCAAAACCAAUAUCAUGUCCCAUUUGUAAGGAGCCGUUGAAGUCGGAGUUCCUGGAGGAUGACGAGGAGUGGGUGUGGCGGAACGCAGUGAGACGCGAUGAUAAGAUAUACCACGCGACUUGUCAUGCCGAGGCCAUGGCUUCUAAGAGUACCUUGGCGGUGCGUCUGCGGAACGAGAUGGCAGGGAGCCGUAGCCGUUCCAUUACACCUGAGAAGUUGCGGACGCCUCCGAAGGUCGUUGUUGAUGGUGUAUCUCGCAAGUCGGAGUCACCGUCUCCGACGUCACCCGUGGGGAUGAAGCGUAAGGCCGAGGACGACGAUGCGCUUGCAGGCAGGGGAGACGCGCCUCCGGCGAAGAAGUUUGCUGUCGCCGCAUGAGGUUUGUAGAAGGGCAUCUGGACAUACUGCAUCUGUAAUCCUUAUUUUCUGAUUAUUCACCACACGACCUGCAUUGUAGCAUUACACGCACUAGCACUAGAAUGACAUUCAGGUUGAAAGGCG